Sapajus apella (tufted capuchin) is the source of this 2279-nucleotide messenger RNA. RefSeq names its product growth arrest specific 2 (gene GAS2). NCBI's taxonomy places the organism in Eukaryota, Metazoa, Chordata, Mammalia, Primates, Cebidae. The record is from RefSeq and is a predicted model, not a curated record. The transcript is spliced from 9 exons. Gene Ontology annotation, molecular function: microtubule binding; cytoskeletal adaptor activity; actin filament binding. Gene Ontology annotation, cellular component: actin filament. The coding region runs from base 305 to 1300 and encodes 331 amino acids. Gene Ontology annotation, biological process: actin crosslink formation.
UUUACUUCCGCUCGGUCUAUGAGGACUGAUGAAAUGUAGGAAAUCUGUUUCUGGCAGGGAGAAAAAAUCGUUUUCCCAAACAGCACUAAAAAGAGCCAUCAGAGAAGUAUGAAGAGGGUUAGUGCGGCUGUAGCUGCUGCCGCUGCCGCCAGGCUGGUGGGGUGCGGGGAGCGGCUGCUGCAGGACCUGCGCCUGGAGGGGGCCGGCCUCGAGAAGCUGCAGGAGCCCAGCCCGGAGCCCAAGCGCCUCUGAGAGCCGCCAGUAGCCCAGCUCAGGACGCGGGGGUAUUACAAGUGGAUAAAUAAUGUGCUCUGCUCUGAGCCCAAAGGUACGCAGUGGACCUGGCCUCUCUGAUAUGCAUCAGUAUAGCCAAUGGCUAGCCAGCAGACAUGAAGCUAAUUUGCUACCAAUGAAAGAAGAUCUGGCCUUAUGGUUAACCAAUCUAUUAGGGAAGGAGAUUACAGCAGAAACUUUUAUGGAAAAGUUGGACAAUGGUGCCUUGCUCUGUCAACUUGCAGAAACUGUGCAGGAGAAAUUUAAGGAGAGCAUGGAUGCUAAUAAGCCCACAAAGAAUCUGCCAUUGAAGAAGAUCCCAUGCAAAGCCAGUGCACCCUCGGGCUCCUUUUUUGCCCGAGACAAUACAGCAAAUUUCUUAUCCUGGUGCCGAGAUUUAGGGGUGGAUGAAACAUGUCUGUUUGAAUCCGAAGGUUUGGUCCUCCACAAGCAACCCAGAGAAGUGUGUCUCUGUUUGCUAGAGCUUGGCCGGAUUGCAGCCAGGUAUGGUGUGGAGCCUCCUGGUUUGAUAAAAUUGGAAAAAGAGAUUGAACAAGAAGAAACUCUUUCUGCCCCUUCUCCUUCACCUUCUCCUUCAUCAAAGUCUUCUGGAAAAAAGAGUACAGGAAACUUACUGGACGAUGCAGUGAAACGAAUUUCUGAAGAUCCUCCUUGCAAAUGCCCAAACAAGUUCUGUGUGGAGCGACUCUCCCAAGGAAGAUACCGGGUGGGAGAAAAGAUCCUCUUCAUCAGGGGUCUUCAUGGUUGUGACUAUAUCUCCACAGCCAAAGCAAAGCAGACAUUUAAGAUGCUGCACAACAAACAUGUCAUGGUCCGUGUGGGAGGAGGCUGGGAAACUUUUGCAGGGUAUUUGUUGAAACACGACCCCUGCCGAAUGCUGCAGAUCUCCCGUGUGGAUGGCAAAACAUCCCCUAUCCAAAGCAAAUCUCCAACUCUAAAGGACAUGAAUCCAGAUAACUACUUGGUGGUCUCUGCCAAUUAUAAGGCUAAGAAGGAGAUUAAAUGAAACAAGUUGGUCAUGACAAGGGGACCCUAUAAUGGCCUGUAUCUGCUUCUCCAGUAUAGUCAGUUUAGUUCAUAUGCUCUGAAAACUGUUUUGGAGAAAGGUAUAACAGACAGAAAAAUGUCAUCAUGUUGAAAAAUGUUCAAAGAGUAGCACUAUUUAUUUUUAAUGCUUCUGUAGAAUAUGACCUAUGAAAAGAAAUUCUAAACUCAGAUUUAAAUUAGACAAAUUUUAGGCAAAUUAUUUCUCAAUAUGUGAACAGUAUUUAGAACACAAAUAAUAUUAGAAACAAUUCUAGCUAAACAUAAACACUAUAAGGAGAAAACAUUUAGGAUUUGCAGAUAUGUCAACAGAAAGUGCCUGCUUUAUGUCCAUGAGUAAAAGCACCCCAGACAUUUUUAUAAUUGCAGGAUUUUUACACUGUUUUUUUUUUAACAAAAUGAUGAUUAGUGUGAUAAUGUGCUACCAAAAAAAUAUCCAACAGUACUACAAAUAAGUACAGAGUAUUCACAGUAGUAAUACAUUACUGGAAAAGCCACUUAGAAAAGUUUACAUUUACAUGGAAGUUUGCCUUAAAGUAUAUCUCUUAUCUAUGACCAAAUAUCUGGGGUACUUUUGGAAGUUGUCAGUACACCCCCUUAGAGAAUAGCUUAUGAGUUAUUUCACACAUUCCUGAGCACAUGGCUGUGUUUAGAAUGACCUAGUAUAAUUCACACAUGAGCUGACAUACGUUGAUAUUUUGAGUAAAUUGUACAGUCAACUCUUCAUUGAUUUCAUGUUAUUUCAAAGCAUUUUCUUAUUAAAAAUAUAUCUUUAGUUAAUCCUAUUUUGCUAUGCUGUCUAGUAAAUUCACCGUAGCUAAUGAUGUUACAGACUUACGUAUACCCUUGUAUACCUGGGACAGGGCUGUUUUAUACCAAUAAACAGCAAAAUAUAGUCCUUACUGAUUCAAUAAUUAAAAGGAUAAAUUUUUAAAACGUUA